Messenger RNA from Colletotrichum graminicola M1.001, 2535 nucleotides. Its product is annotated as DNA-directed RNA polymerase I subunit. Gene Ontology annotation, biological process: transcription by RNA polymerase I. The transcript is spliced from 2 exons. The record is from RefSeq and is a predicted model, not a curated record. Bases 1 to 2535 code for a protein of 844 amino acids. NCBI's taxonomy places the organism in Eukaryota, Fungi, Ascomycota, Sordariomycetes, Glomerellales, Glomerellaceae.
AUGUCUGGAAAAUCCGACGGCGGACGGCGUCGCUCUGCGAGUUUCCGAAGCGAAAUGCAUACACCGAAAAACAAUGGUGGAAAAUCCUUCAUGCGCGGCCGAGCCCCCACCAUGCCCUCGCUGAAGCGACCCAGCACUCCCGUCGCAGCGCCGUCUGUGCCGCCCGCCACGCCCGCCACGCCUAGCACUCUGCGCGUCGCGGUAGCUGCUGCCGCGGCCACCCCACCAAUGGUCCGUGCAACCCUGGCAAGCUCUGCUGGAUCUCCGCGAGACCCUCGAAAAUUUCCUGCCGCAGCCAAUUCCACCAUCACGACGCCCUCAGUCCACGCCACUUCCGUCUCGCGUCUUCCUCCCAAAUACAUCCCAGACACGAUGUCGUCACGCAAGCUAGAUGGCGUUCACUCACUGAGCGCUCUGUUGGAGAAACAAUCCCAGGAGCCGGCUCUCAGCCAAUCGAAAAGCAAAUUUGCCCGGGGCUCUCAAUCCAAGGCCAAGGUCGAGAAGAAGUUCGACCCUCGCGCUGACGAUACCGAUGAGGAGGAAGACACCAGCAGCAGCGACGAUAGUGAUGGUGAUACUCCGGCAGUUCCCAGCGCUGUGAACAAGCUCAAUGGCCAGACUUCGUCGAGCAAACCUGCUGGUACACCACUCAAGAAGGCUAAGCGCGCCAAGGAAGACGAAGUCUCCGAUAGCGAUGUCGAACGCAAGACCUCGUCCGCGAAGCCCGCUUCCACUACCAAGAAAACUCCUGUCAAGCCCGAAAGCUCAUCUGAAGAGUCCUCGGAUUCCGAAGCGGAAGCGGAAGCGUCCGACUCCAGCGAUAGCAGCAGCGAGAGCGAAAGCGAGUCCAACAAGAAACCGGCGCCGAAGGUUCCUGUGAAGGUGGCACCCACCAAUGGCGCAUCCACCACCUCUUCGAGCGGAUCAGAGAGCGAAUCGGAAGACGAGGCCGCAAAGCGCACAAGGUCCGCGGCUAAGCCUACGGUUAAUGGCACUAAGGUGGUCGAGCCCUCGACCAGCUCUAGCGAGGCCAGCUCCAGCGAGGAAGAGAGCGGUGACGAAGAAGAAGAAGACGAAGAUGAUGAUGACGGAUCUAGAAACGAGGAGGCUAGCUCCGAUGAGGAGUCCGAUGACAAUGCCGUUGCUGUUACUGCCAGACGCAAUAGCAAUGACCUCACCGUUCCUGGUUUCGUCGGCAAGGACUUCGUCCUGAGAAAGGCCCAAGGCGAUGAGGAUGGAAAGGACAUGAGCGACUUCUUCGCCAAGGCCAAGCUCGACGGCAAGCAGCUCUGGUACUUCACCGUCCCGGCAUCCAUUCCCAUCAACGUCGUCGAAAAGCUUCAAAUUCCGAUGGACAAGGCCCAGAACGGCGAUGCCAUUUUCAAGCACCACUCUGAGGACUAUACCGUUGGCUUCGACGUCGGAUCCACUGCUGUGCAGCUCCUCAUACCCAACAAGAAGGGCACUCGCUACGAACAAGCCUCCCAGAAGGUCGACAAGGUCUUGCACGUCAAGCGUGUAACCCAAUUGGUCGGCGAGCCCCGUGCCCCUAGACCCAACCAGCCGAACGCUGCACGCCCUCAGCCUCCGGGUUUGAAAGCUCGUUUCCGCCCUAUCGGUGUCUCUGAUGAUACCCCGCUGGGCUCGAUUGGUUUGGAUGCCUCACCCGACAACGACGAGGACGUCGAUAUGGCGCCGGCUCCUGCCUUGCCGUCCAGCUCCAAGAAGUCCAAGCGCGCGUCUACUCAGGGCGACGCCAUGGACAUCGACGAGCCUACCUCCAAGGCCACAAAGAAGGACAAGAAGUCCAAGACCGUCCGAGACCCCGUUCAGAACUCACAGUCAACUGACAUUGAAGUCCCCAACUCGCAGCCUCUGACCUCUAAGAAGGACAAGAAGAGCAAGAAGCGACGCGAUAGCUUCGAGUCGAUCUCGAGUGUGGGUUCCAACCCCAAGUCGGCGCUCCUGAAGGGACAGAAGGUUGCUGCCGCUACUCCCGAUCAAUCCAAGAAGGCAUCGAAGCGCAAGGUGCCUGCAGACGAGGAAGACGCUUCUGCUCAGCUGGCGAAGGAGGCUGCCUCUGCCGAGAAGAAGGCCAAGAAGCCCAAGCGCGACGCCGAUAGCUCUGCUCUGGGGGCCGGCCAGGCUUCUGCCAAGAAGGUUACGGCCAUUCCUCCACCGACUAUCCCGACGGCUAGCUACUCUUUCUCCAACAUCCCUCCCGGUUCCAGUCCUACCCCUCAGACCUCGACCCCUCUGCCGAAGUCCAAGUCGAAGAGCUCCAAGAAGUCCAAGAGUGACGAGCUGGCCAUUCGCAGCAGCUCCCAGACCGCCUCUGCUCGCAAAGAAACGCCUAUCCAGCCUACAAGUGUUCGCCGCGAGUCCGCCGUACCCCUCCCUCAGGUCCCUUUCCAGUCCUCUCCUGCAGCUGAGGAGACGCCCAAGAAGGAAAAGCACAAGCGAAGAAAGUCGGAAAAGACCGAAGAGCCCAAAUCUGCCAAGAAGGAAACGCCCAUUCCAGCGCCUAAGGUCUAG